AAAAAAGACCAUCGUGAACCAAAAUGGGCAUGCGCCGAAUUCCACUUCGAAGCUGUAUAUAUAUGUCACCGUUUCGCGCCGAUGAGGUGCGCGCAGCUCUCGCCUCCAGACAUUUCGCGGACAACCAUUGAGCGGUUCCCAAGGAGCAACAAGUGUCGGUCGACUCGACAGCCAACAACCAUGAGCCAGCAGCAGGACACGUCCUCCCCGUUCGUCAUCACCACCGUCCUGGGCACGAGGACGUUUGACCUGGAAUCCAUCCAGCGUGGCGGAGAAGCAGCCGCUCCCGCGAGCGACGGUGAGCUGGCCUGGCCGUAUAUACCGUACGACUAUGAGCCCCCGUCGGCCGCGCACGAAGACGCCGUCAGACAAGUUGCGUACAUUGGCCUGCUGCUCAAGACCCACGCGCCACUCCACGAGCAAGAUGACCCAGAGCUCCUCUCCCUGCUGCUCCGCUCGCUCGAGACACGCCGCGACCUCACCCGGCGCGUGCUGCAAUACACCGUCGUCGAGCGCGGACUCAAGGCCUUGUCCAAAAAGUGCGGCGACGUUCCAGCCGCCCAGGAGUUUGACCUCGCGGCGCGGGCCCAGGCGUUGACGCGCCACUGGUAUGACCGCGACAGGAGCGACGACCCGAACAAGAAGGAUGCCACGGGCGACAUUCCCUACGCGCCGCUGAUCAAGACGCCCUCGACCGCUGCCAUUGACAAGCCCGACGACGACGACGGGACGCUGCGCCUUAGCGAGAGCGCCCAGUCCGACGCCGACGCCAUCUUCAAGGCCAUCAAGAUGGAGCGCGAGCACGCCUGCUCGUAUUUCCGGCUGCACCGCCCCAAGCCCAUGGCCUGGCACCCGCAGACGGCGAGCGCGUGGGAAAAGGUCGAUCGCGAGGCGGCGGCGACGGGCAGCAUGUACCACCUGCCCGACUUUAUCCCCAUCUACAUGGGCUUCGGCCUACAGUCGAUGGACGUGCCGUUUACGUGGCGGAACCCGGACUGGGACGAGGCCCGGGUGGAGGAGUAUGCGGCGGCGAAGGAGUUUAAGCGCCAGUUUGAGAGCACCACGGGCUCGUACCCUCUGCGGAGCGAGGAUAUUCUUCAAUCCUCGUAGCCUCAUAUGAGACGCUUUGAAUAGUCGGCCCCGAGCCGAUUCUAUAUCACGGAAUCAGUCAAUCAACCUGUGCAGGAGUCAAGCCGACACCGCGUGAAUGGACUCUUCAGGCAGACUGCGCAUGUCACCAAGCCCUUGACAACAUUGAAUUCACGACAACGGAACCCAACACUGCCCACAUCCUCAAUUCUUGCCCCCUUAUUAUUGUAGCACGCAACAUGGUUCGCAUCGCAUCUCACGUCGCCAGCUCCCCCUGCUUCCGCGCAAGUAUCCACUGAAACGGAAUCACCCGCCCGUCCUCCUCCUCCUCGAUAAUCGUAUUCCGCACGACAUCGAACCCCGCCUCCGCCACCAUGCGCGCGUUGGCCUCGGGACCGCACUGGCUCCA
This is a messenger RNA of Purpureocillium takamizusanense, 1498 nucleotides long. RefSeq lists its product as uncharacterized. The record is from RefSeq and is a predicted model, not a curated record. Bases 82 to 1110 code for a protein of 342 amino acids. Lineage: Eukaryota; Fungi; Ascomycota; Sordariomycetes; Hypocreales; Ophiocordycipitaceae. The transcript has 2 exons.